ACUGUAUUAUAAAUGUAUGUGUGUGAGUGUAUAUACGGAGCCACAACACACACUGUACGUGUAUACACGUCGGGAGACUGCGUGCCAGUCCGAAUCGACGCGUCGUCUUGCGUACUACCGCGCGAGCGAACUGCCCGGCCCGACGACGAGUGUGUGUCUGUGUGUACAUAAAAUAUAUACAACGCGUGAGAUUCAGCCGGAGUGAGAUUUUCGACGUUUAAACACCCUCGUUGGUUUCUUUCGUUUGACGUUUUUUUUUAUAUUUUGGGGCGUGUGUAGGGAAAGAGCAUCGCCCUCGACGUCGACGUGAAAGAAAAAGCUCGGCAUUUUCGUCAUCGAACACAACUGCAACACGUUUCGUUCUGCGGCGUGUGUAAUAUAGAGAUAUAAUCAAAGAAAAGACAUGCCGAUCACCAAGAUCUGCUGCAUGGGCGCGGGCUACGUCGGCGGGCCGACCUGCAGCGUGAUCGCCCUCAAGUGUCCGCACAUACGCGUCACCGUGGUGGACAAGAGCAGCGAGCGCAUCGCCCAGUGGAACUCGGCCAAGCUGCCGAUCUACGAGCCGGGCCUCGACGCCGUGGUGCAGAAGUGCCGCGGCCGCAACCUGUUCUUCUCCACGGACAUCGCCCAGGCGAUCGAGGAGGCCGAGCUCAUCUUCAUCUCGGUCAACACGCCCACGAAGCGCUUCGGCAACGGCAAGGGCCGCGCGGCCGAUCUCAAGUACGUCGAGAGCGCAGCGCGCAUGAUCGCCGACAUCUCGGCCGGCGACAAGAUCGUCGUCGAGAAGAGCACGGUGCCGGUGCGAGCCGCCGAGAGCAUCAUGAACAUACUGCGCGCCAAUCACAAGCCCGGCGUCUCUUACCAGAUACUCUCGAAUCCGGAAUUUCUGGCCGAGGGCACGGCGAUCGACGACCUGCUGAACGCCGACCGGGUGCUGAUCGGCGGCGAGGAGUCGCCCGAGGGCCAGGCCGCCAUCGAGGAGCUCUGCAAAGUCUACGAGCACUGGAUACCGCGCAAAAACAUCCUCACCACCAACACCUGGAGCUCGGAGCUGUCCAAAUUGGCCGCCAACGCCUUCCUCGCCCAGCGCAUAUCGAGCAUCAAUUCGCUGUCGGCCGUGUGCGAGUCGACGGGCGCCGACGUGUCGGAGGUCGCCCGCGCCGUGGGCCUCGACUCGCGCAUCGGCUCCAAGUUCCUCCAGGCCUCGGUGGGCUUCGGCGGUUCCUGCUUCCAGAAGGACAUACUCAAUCUCGUCUACAUCUGCGAGUGCCUGAAUCUGCCCGAGGUGGCCGCUUACUGGCAGCAGGUGAUCGACAUGAACGAGUAUCAAAAGUCCCGAUUCUCGGCCAAGGUCAUAGAGUCUCUGUUCAACACCGUGACCGACAAGAAGAUUUCCAUUCUCGGAUUUGCCUUUAAGAAAAACACGGGCGACACUCGCGAGUCUCCCGCGAUUCACGUCGCACGCACUUUGAUCGACGAAGGCGCCAAACUGCACAUUUACGAUCCCAAAGUGGAGGAGUCGCAGAUCAUGUCCGACUUGAGUCACUGCGGCGCGACUCUGGAGCCCGAGCUGGUGAAAUCUCGCGUGAGCAUAUUCAAAGAUGCCUACUCGGCCACGAAGAACACCCACGCGAUCGUCGUGUGUACCGAGUGGGACGAAUUUGUUGAGCUCGACUACAAGCGCAUCUACGCCGAAAUGAUGAAGCCAGCCUACAUAUUCGACGGCCGAAAAAUCCUUGACCACGAUAAGCUACAGAAAUUGGGCUUCAUCGUGCAAACGAUCGGCAAAAAGUUGAAGCGCACCGCAAUAUCCAGAGCCUGGGGCAGUCAGAACCUCUCGUAGUACAGAAAGAGUAGCAGAGACAGCAGUUGAGACGCUAUACGUACGACAGUUUACAACACGCUGCUGCACAUCGCUGAAAGCGGAUGCAGCAGUGCCUUCUCUCUCUGUUUCUCUUUUGACGAAAUGAGCAAUGUUUUUGAUAAUUGCUAGGGAAGAAUUUUUGGUUUUUUUUUAUACAUUUCUCGAUGAAUUAAUCACUGCCCAAUUUUAAAAUAAUUUUAUUUCAUUCGUACGUUUGCCUAUAUAGCAGCAAAGUUGCAAGCUCUAUUUUCUCAUUUUUUUGUUGUUCUAAUCAAUCAGUUAUUUUAACGAAUGAUCUUUUUAGCAUUACUUUUUUUUUGUAAAAAUGUAUCGUAUCGUUGUAUUUUUUCUAUUAUUCACGACGAGUAAUCUCAAGAGUAUUAUUUAGAAGUAUAAAGUUGACAAACGGUCGAUUAUUAUCUGUGCAAUACAUACGAAAUACUCUACCAUAUAUAUUUUACUAUUUAUAUGUAAAGCAUAACUCAAAUUAUAACUUUUUGUACUCGCAGACACGAACGAUAGUAUCGUGAUAAUAUAUAUAAAAGUUCACGCACGACUCUUAGUGCAUUGUUGAUAAUGUAAAUCUCAAAUCUUCGUCAAUUGUAAAGACGCAUUGUAUUUAAAAAAACGCGUCAAAGAGCUAUGUAAAUAAAUAAAGAAGUUUAUUAUUCUUUAUACAAAAUCGA
This is a messenger RNA of Trichogramma pretiosum, 2550 nucleotides long. RefSeq names its product UDP-glucose 6-dehydrogenase (gene sgl). The coding region runs from base 404 to 1843 and encodes 479 amino acids. Gene Ontology annotation, biological process: glycosaminoglycan biosynthetic process. Gene Ontology annotation, molecular function: UDP-glucose 6-dehydrogenase activity; NAD binding. NCBI's taxonomy places the organism in Eukaryota, Metazoa, Arthropoda, Insecta, Hymenoptera, Trichogrammatidae. Gene Ontology annotation, cellular component: cytosol; nucleus. The transcript is spliced from 6 exons. The record is from RefSeq and is a predicted model, not a curated record.